AUGAAAUUGACUAUCACGAUUAAACCACGCACUUGCUUUCCGAAUGUUUUCUUUUCUUUCCUUCUCUUCCACUCCCUCCCCCUCUUCUCUCUUUCUUUCUUACUUUCCUUUGUUUUCUUUCUUCAUUUUGCCUUCAACACCCACUCGAUUAUAUUUUCGAAUGAAAAAAUACUUUGCCAAUUGCUGAUUUCUUUGUCGAUAUACUUCCUAUCUGUCUGUCUGUCUGUCUGUCUGUUUAUCUAUCUAUCUAUCUAUCUAUCUAUCUAUCUAUCUAUCUAUCUAUCUAUCAGUCUAUUCAUAUCUAUCUGUCUGUCAGUCUAUCAGUCUGUUAAUAUCUAUCUGUCUAUCUAUCUUCGUCUACUAUCUACUAUUCAUAUCUAUCAAUCUGUCGAUACAGAUCUAUCUCGGUCUGUUCAUAUCUAUCUAUCUAUCUAUCUAUCUAUCUAUCUAUCUAUCUAUCUAUCUAUCUAUCAUCUAUCUAUCUCAGUCUCUUCAUAUCUAUCUAUUUCAGUCUGUUUAUCUAUCUCUCUAUCUAUCAUUGUUUUCUUUCUUUUUGUUAUUUUUGGUUCUUUCUUUCUUUCAUUCUUUCUCAUUUUUCCUUUCCAUCGUAUAUUCUUUUCAUCUUUCUUUUCUUUUCCACUUAUUGAUUGUAUUUACUUUCUUCUUUCUUUCUUUCUUUCUUUUUUCUUUCUUUUUUCUUUCUUUCUUUCUUACUUUCUUUUUUCUUUCUUUCUUUAUUUUUUCUUUUUUCUUUCUUUCUUUCUUUUGCUUGUUUUUGGUUCUUUCUUUCUUUCUUUUCUUUUUCAUUCUUUCUCAUUUUUCCUUUCCAUCGUAUAUUCUUUUCUUCUUUCAUUUCUUUUCCACCUAUUGAUUGUAUUUACUUUCUUCUUUCUUUCUUUAUUUUUUCUUUCUUUCUUUUUUCUUUCUUUCUUUUUUCUUUCUUUCUCUUUUCUUUCUUUCUUUCUUUUUUCUUUCUUUCUUUCUUUUGCUUGUUUUUGGUUCUUUCUUUCUUUUCUUUUCUCCAUUCAUUCUUUUUCAUUUUUCCUUUCCAUCGUAUAUUCUUUUCUUUACUUUUCCUCCUAUUGA
Molecule: messenger RNA, 1086 nt
Organism: Acanthosepion pharaonis
Lineage: Eukaryota; Metazoa; Mollusca; Cephalopoda; Sepiida; Sepiidae
Source: the annotation of a GenBank genome assembly